AUGUACACAAACCUCAAUGAGGCUUAUUUGCUCGGUCUUACAGCCGAAUUAACAAAUCCUAUUCAGUAUUUUGGAAGCGGCACAAAAUCGUUUACCACACAAACAUCCGUAUUAGUUCCCAUCGAUAUGACAAAUCAUGCUAAGCUUUUCAGCAUGUGCUCAAAAGAACCUCAAGUCAUGGCGAGUGCGUGGUGUAGAUUUCUUAAAAAUUUUCCAUUUCCCACUAGUUUCUAUGACAUUAGGCAAAGUAUCACCCUUGUGCCUUUUUCUUCUUCAACCAACAGCGGACUUUCUAUUCGAUACGAUUUGAACUGCCUCAUUAACGCCAUCGAAGCAUAUCGUACUUCGUCGCAUCCAGGGUUACCUUCCAUUGACGCGAUCGUUGUUAAUGGUGAUGACGUUAUAAGAAAAACAUUGGUUAAAUCGAGUGCGCCGUCAUAUGACAACUGGAAGUACUCCAACCUAACAACCUUAGUUUACGCGGGAGGUAGUUUGCAAUGGAAUGAUGUAGUUGAUAAGGCUCGUUUCAAUGAAAAGCGGUGGCAGAGAGGCUACGAUUUUCCAGUCUACGCGCUUGAAACCCACAAUCAAAUGCACCUCAUGAGCACUCGUGAUGACUGCCUUUCUUCUUCGAGUCUGACAUGUCAACCGCUCGGCGGGUGGUCAGUUUGGGCCACAACGGGUAACUCCUCAUGGUCUUGGAGUGAUACCCGCCAUUCCUUCGAACCGAAGACAGCAGAAGGGGCCAUCGCCUUGAUGGUACCUCUAACAACCGCCACCUUUGGCAACCUCCCCGCGCCAGGAGCGGACUCUCCGGCAAGCGGGAUAACCGCUGCAUUGGCAAUAACGGAAGCAAUCAAACGGAAGGCACCCAACAUUGAGGUAGCAACCUUUUUUUUGUUGGUGAGCACUGUGGAGCCAUUGGCAGUGCACGUUUUAUUCAGGACGCAUCUUCGGCUCUCGCAUGUGAGGCGCUUGGCAUUGAGGCAUGCCUGA
Molecule: messenger RNA, 996 nt
Organism: Phytomonas sp. Hart1
Lineage: Eukaryota; Euglenozoa; Kinetoplastea; Trypanosomatida; Trypanosomatidae
Source: the annotation of a GenBank genome assembly